AUGGCGUCCUCUCUGAAUACCAUCGUUGCUGGUGUCGACUUCGGCACCACGAAGACAUGCGUAUCCUACUGUUUCCGCAAUGGGGGCAGAUCAAGCAACCCAACCAUUCAUUCGUGGACUCCCACCGGCUGCACAGAAAACAUGAUCCCCUCAGUCGUUUCCUACACCCCGGACGGCAGCUGUCUGUAUGGACCGGAAGUGUCGCCCCAGAUGAAGUCUUUGGUCUGGCAGAAGCUGCUCAUUGAGGGCCCUGGGGAGCGCAAUGCCUUCAAUCCUGCAGGCAUAGAAAGGGCACCUUGGGUGAGGUUGUGA
This is a messenger RNA of Aspergillus melleus, 312 nucleotides long. RefSeq lists its product as uncharacterized. The transcript has 2 exons. Lineage: Eukaryota; Fungi; Ascomycota; Eurotiomycetes; Eurotiales; Aspergillaceae. The coding region runs from base 1 to 312 and encodes 103 amino acids. The record is from RefSeq and is a predicted model, not a curated record.